Molecule: messenger RNA, 3041 nt
Organism: Macadamia integrifolia
Lineage: Eukaryota; Viridiplantae; Streptophyta; Magnoliopsida; Proteales; Proteaceae
Exons: 2
Coding region: 193-3018 (941 amino acids)
Biological process (GO): negative regulation of DNA-templated transcription
Molecular function (GO): acyltransferase activity, transferring groups other than amino-acyl groups; transcription corepressor activity
Source: RefSeq, a predicted model, not a curated record
UAACCCGCAAGCAAAACGAAAAUCGACGACUCUCCUCCUUAUUGUUAGGGUUCCUGAUGAGGAGGAGGACUCAACUUCACUCCCUUCUACUCUACUCUCUGUGUAACCCACCGGAAGCACUCUGAGUUCUCUUGCUUCAUUCUCAGGCGAUUCGUAGCUUGCUCUGCGUUCACCAGGUUGGUUAUUUGCACCAUGGCUCCUCUUCCCGGUGUGAGAGUUUUUGUUGAACCUGUAUUUUGUCCUCAGGCUAUUUCAGACUGGUAUGCAUGUGGAUCUAGGGAUAAGAAGAAAGAAAUUAUGGAAAGUGGCAAUGUAAAGAGUGGAGAAAUGUCCUUACGAGCAAAGAAGCAUCUGUCGGCUGCUGGGUGGGAAUUCUCACAUGUUGAGAAGAAAGGAAGGAAUCCCGAGUUGCGGUAUAAAUCACCAAAGGGGAGGUAUUACCAUUCUCUCAGAUUGGCCUGCCUGGAAUGCAUGAAAGACCUUGGACUAUAUUCUAAAGAUAUUACUGCAAGAACUGAUCAAAUGCCGAUGCAAAGCAUGGCUAGAGAAGAUGGAUUGGAUGGUGCACUUUUAGGAAAUAGAAAGCGAAGAAACCCAUCUGAUCAAGAUGUAAAUACCCGGAAAUUUAGGAAAGGAAAGGGAAACCCAUCAGAUCAAGAUGUAAAUACCCGGAAAUUUAGGAAAGGAAAGGGUAUAGUAGUUGUAGCAGAGCAUCAACACAUUGAGAAACUGGCUCCUCCUUGCCGCAAACCUCGAUGUAUUUUGUCUUUCCUCAUAGACAUGAAAGCAGUGCUGCCAGAUGCAAAAGUGUACUAUAAAGGUCAAAAAGGCCACCAGCGAAUGAAAGAAGGGAAGUUAACUCGUGAUGGGAUCAGUUGCGAUUGUUGUCAGAAUUUGUUCACUCUAAGUGGUUUUGAAGCUCAUGCUGGCAGCACUUAUCGUAGGCCUGCUGCCAGUAUUGUUUUAGAAGAUGGAAGAUCUUUGUUAGAGUGUCGGAUGCAAAUCUUAUAUAAGACCCCCACACUUAAGACACAUGAGAGAGUCAGGAGUUGUCUACCUGAGUAUAAGAGUGAUUACAUAUGCUCUAUCUGUCACUAUGGAGGUGAAUUACUAUUAUGUGAUCGAUGCCCUUCUGUCUUCCAUCUAAGCUGCCUUGGUCUAAAGGAUCUGCCUGAAGGAAAAUGGUUCUGCCCAUCAUGCAGAUGUGGCAUAUGUGGUCAAAGUGAAUUCGAUGGAAAUGACAAGGAGUUCACAGCAACAAUGGCUCUGCAUUGUGAUCAAUGUAGACGGGGCUAUCAUGUUGGGUGCUUAAAAGGAAAGGAACUGGUUAAUAAGCUGGAAGGUCAUGAUAGAAAAAGAAAAUGGUUUUGCACAAAAAAAUGUGAGAAAAUAUAUAUCGGUCUCCAUGAAAUUUUGGGCAAAUCAUUUCCUUUGGAUGCUAAUAAUUUGUCUUGGGUAAUUUUGAAAUCUGUUAAAGAUGAUAGGGGUGAUACUGAGGAAUCAUCUGAUGCUGAUCAAGUCAGGACAGAGUGCUACAGAAAGUUGACUGUUGCACUAGGUGUAAUGCAUGAAUGUUUUGAGCCAAUUAAUGAACCUCAUACAAACAGUGGUCUAAUAGAAGAUUUGAUAUUCAGCAAGUGGUCAGAGCUAAACCGGCUAAACUUUCAAGGGUUCUACACUAUGGUUCUGCAGAGGAAAGAUGAACUGAUCUCUGUGGCUACUGUUAGGAUCCACAAUGAGAAGGUUGCCGAAGUACCCCUCAUUGCUACUCGCUUUGAAUAUCGUAGUGAAGGGAUGUGCCGUCUUCUUAUGAAUGAGCUUGAGAAGAAACUAGUAGAACUAGGAGUGGAAAGGUUGGUUUUGCCUGCUGCUUCUAAAUUGCUGAAUACAUGGACCAAUGCCUUUGGGUUCUCAAAGAUGACAGAGUCAGAGAGAUUGAAGUAUUUAGAGAAUACUAUCUUGGAUUUCCAGGACACUGUCAUGUGUGAGAAACUAUUAAGGAAGAUGUCUUCAGCAAACCAAGAUUAUGAGUGCAUUGAUUUUGACAGGUGCAGUAUUGAUUCUGGUGUGACUCAUGAAAAUCAAAUUGAAGAAAGUGAAGUCAAGCAAUUGCAGCAAAAUGAAGAAUGUGAUGAGGCGCUGUGCCCAGAUGUUCUCUGUAAUGACUUCCUUGAACAAGAAAGUGAAAUAAUGGAGCUGUUGCAGCAAGAGGAAGAAUCGGAUAAGAUUGAUUCUGAUGUGAUUCAUGAAGAUCAAAUUGAAGAAAGUGAAGUCAAGCAAUUGCGGCAAAAUGAAGAAUGUGAUGAGAUGCUGUGCCUUGAUGUUCUCUGUAAUGACUUACUUGAACAAAGUGAAAUAAUGGAGCUGUUGCAGCAAGAGGAAGAAUCGGAUAAGAUUGAUUCUGAUGUGAUUCAUGAAGAUCAAAUUGAACAAAGUGAAGUCAAGCAAUUGCAUCAAAAUGAAGAAUGUGAUAAGAUGCUGUGCCUUGAUGUUCUCUGUAAUGACUUACUUGAACAAAGUGAAAUAAUGGAGCUGUUGCAGCAAGAGGAAGAAUCAGAUAAGAUUGAUUCUGAUGUGAUUCAUGAAGAUCAAACUGAACAAAGUGAAAGCAAGCAAUUGCAGCAAAAUGAAGAAUGUGAUAGGACGCUGUGCCCUCAUGUUCUCUGUAAUGACUUACUUGAACAAAGUGAAAUAAUGGAGCUGUUGCAGCAAGAGGAAGAAUCCGAUAAAAUUGAUUCUGAUGUGACUCAUGAAGAUCAAAUUGAACAAAGUGAAGUCAAGCAAUUGCAGCAAAAUGAAGAAUGUAAUAAGAUGCUGUGCCCUGAUGUUCUCUGUAAUGGCUUCCUUGAACAAAGUGAAAUAAUGGAGCUGUUGCAGCAAGGGGAAGAAUCAGAUAAUAGGAUGGAAUCCUUGCAGCCUGAUCAGAAAGAUGAUGAAUUUUGGAUGGAUUUUUUGUGUUGUGAUGUCUUCAAUAAUGACUCACUUUAUUUUCCCAGCUAUAACAACAAUGAGAUGUAAUACAAUGGCGAUUUCUUGGUUGA